This is a messenger RNA of Pogona vitticeps (central bearded dragon), 3740 nucleotides long. It is a transcript of the gene SLC12A1, whose product is annotated as solute carrier family 12 member 1. Gene Ontology annotation, biological process: potassium ion homeostasis; chloride ion homeostasis; chloride transmembrane transport. NCBI's taxonomy places the organism in Eukaryota, Metazoa, Chordata, Lepidosauria, Squamata, Agamidae. Gene Ontology annotation, cellular component: apical plasma membrane. The record is from RefSeq and is a predicted model, not a curated record. Gene Ontology annotation, molecular function: sodium:potassium:chloride symporter activity.
UGGCUGGCAGCCUCAGAGGCUCUGCCACAAAUCCAUCAGUUGGCUGAAUCUCCUGCAGUCUGAUACAGGAAGGAAGACCUGGUUCAUAUCUAGGCACAACAGCAAAUAGGAAUCAACCUGAUGUUUAUGUUGACAGGGCAACAAGUGGCAGUUGCAGCCCCUUGGAAUACUGCUGGCUUAUUCUGAGCAUAGUUCAAAUACCCCCAAAGACAAACCACAGAAGCAGAUGGAUCUCUGAAAUUACCCUGCUACUUCCCCUUUAAUACCAUUUGAAACAGAUCUGCAGACGCUUUAAGACAACAGCAUAAGAGUUCCCGUGGAAGUGGUUGCCAACUGAGACACCAAGACAUCCCAGGUUCUACAACAGCCAUAUGUUAAAGAUCUGACAACAGAGAAACUGAAAGGUCAGGAAGAUAAGCACUUAUUGCCCAGAAACAUGUCUAUGAAUAAUUCUCCAAACAUAUUUUCCACACCAAAUCUGAACAGAUUUCAGGUCAAUGUCAUCAAUGAAAACCAUGAGAAUACAGCACCAUCUCAGAGAGAUUCUGAGUCCCAAUGUUAUGAAGAGACAUCCUUUGCUGAUGAGACCAGUAACAGACUCCGAAUCAGCUACAGACCUGGACAUCGUGAAGUAUAUGACAAUUUGUUUCAAAAUGGGGAUCCAGCUAAAACAGAUGGAAGUUUUCACCCCUACAAUACCCAUAGUAACACGUAUUACUUGAAAACAUUUGGUCAUAACACAAUAGAUGUCGUGCCUAGAAUUGAUUAUUAUCGGAACACUGGCAGCAUCAGCGGGGUCAAAAUGAACAGGCCAAGUCUGAUGGACAUUCACGAACAGUUAGCAAAGAAUAUUGCAGUGUCUUCUGGUUCAGCUGAUAAAGUCACCAAAACAGAUGGCAAUGCAGGAAAUGGUGAAUGCAACACAGAAGAAACCAAAGGAGGCUUUGUGAAAUUUGGAUGGAUGAAGGGUGUCCUGGUCAGAUGUAUGCUGAAUAUCUGGGGUGUGAUGCUGUUCAUUCGUCUUUCCUGGAUUGUAGGUCAAGCCGGAAUUGGUCUUGGAGUCGUAGUUAUUUGCCUGAGUGUGGUAGUAACAACAGUAACAGGUAUCUCCAUGUCUGCCAUAUGUACAAAUGGAGUUGUAAGAGGAGGUGGCGCAUAUUACCUCAUCUCCAGAAGCUUAGGACCUGAGUUUGGAGGUUCCAUUGGUCUCAUCUUUGCCUUUGCCAAUGCUGUGGCAGUAGCUAUGUAUGUGGUUGGGUUUGCAGAAACAGUGGUGGAGCUCCUCAAGAGCAGUAAUGCAGUAAUGGUAGAUGCAACCAAUGACAUCAGGAUAAUAGGUGCCAUAACUGUAGUACUUCUUCUGGGUAUUUCUGUGGCUGGUAUGGAAUGGGAAUCCAAGGCUCAGGUUGUUCUCUUAGUUAUCCUGCUUGUUGCUAUCGUGAAUUUCUUCAUUGGGACUGUCAUUCCAAGCACCAAUGAAAAGAAGGCAAGAGGCUUUUUUAAUUAUCAAGCCUCAAUAUUUGCAGAAAACUUUGGACCAGAAUUUAGAGGCGACGAAGGGUUUUUCUCUGUAUUUGCCAUUUUCUUCCCUGCAGCCACAGGCAUUCUUGCUGGGGCCAACAUCUCUGGAGACCUUGAGGACCCACAAGGUGCGAUUCCCAAAGGAACAAUGCUGGCCAUUCUGCUCACAACCAUUGCUUAUCUAGGUGUAGCGAUCUGUGCAGCUGCUUGCGUCGUACGUGAUGCUACUGGGAAUGUCAAUGAUACUGUUGUAUCUGGAAUGAAUUGCAAUGGAUCAUCCGCCUGUACCCUAGGCUAUGAUUUCUCCAGCUGUAAAACCCAGACAUGUGAUUACGGGCUGAUGAAUAAUUUCCAGGUUAUGAGCAUGGUUUCCGGAUUUGGUCCCUUAAUCACUGCUGGAAUAUUUUCUGCAACACUUUCCUCAGCACUAGCUUCACUUGUCAGUGCACCCAAGGUUUUCCAGGCCCUCUGCAAGGACAACAUCUACAAAGCACUCCACUUUUUUGCCAAAGGAUAUGGGAAAAACAAUGAACCAAUUAGAGGAUACAUCCUUACUUUCUUCAUUGCCAUGGCCUUUAUCUUGAUCGCUGAGCUGAACACCAUUGCUCCGAUCAUCUCCAACUUCUUCUUGGCUUCCUAUGCACUUAUCAAUUUCUCCUGCUUCCAUGCUUCAUACGCAAAAUCUCCAGGUUGGAGACCUGCCUUCCAAUACUACAACAUGUGGGUGUCCCUUUUUGGAGCUGUGCUGUGCUGUGCAGUCAUGUUUGUCAUCAACUGGUGGGCAGCUGUCAUCACUUAUGCUAUUGAGCUCUUUCUGUACAUUUAUGUGACAUACAAGAAGCCAGAGGUAAAUUGGGGAUCAUCGUCACAGGCACUGUACUAUGUCAGUGCUGUUGACACUGCACUAGAAUUAACAACAGUGGAUGACCAUGUCAAAAACUUCAGGCCUCAAUGCAUAGUAUUAACAGGCGGACCCAUGACAAGACCAGCUUUGUUGGACAUCACACAUUCAUUCGCAAAGAACAAUGGGCUAUGCAUAUGUUGUGAAGUAUAUACAGGCCCACGCAAGUUGUGUGUGACAGAGAUGAACACUGGCAUGGCAACGAAGCAAGCUUGGCUGACAAAGAACAAGCGGAAAGCCUUUUAUGCAGCAGUGGCAGCCGACAGCUUUAGAGAUGGAGUCAAAAGUCUCCUCCAAGCUUCUGGUCUGGGCAGAAUGAAGCCUAAUACUUUAGUGCUUGGAUUUAAAAAGGAUUGGAGAUGUGCUAGUGCCGCACAAGUUGAAAACUACAUGGGUGUAUUACAUGAUGCAUUCGAUUUUGAAUUUGGUGUGAUAAUUGUUCGAAUUAGCCAAGGGUUUGACAUAUCACAAGUCCUCCAGGUUCAAGAGGAACUGAAGAAGCUGGAGGAGGAGAGGCAAGCCCUAGAAGCUACCAUUAAAGACAAUGAAUUUGAAGAAAGACAUGCAGGCAUCCGCGGAUUCUUUAGAAAAGCCACCAAGCUCAACUUUACAAGGACUAUGCCCAAAAAAGAAAGCAGCAUUAACACAAUCUCAUCAAUGCAUGUGGGUGAAUACAAUCAACGGCUGCUCGAAGCAAGCACUCAGUUCAAGAAGAAGCAAGGAAAUGGAACCAUUGAUGUGUGGUGGCUGUUUGAUGACGGAGGGUUAAUACUUCUCAUUCCCUACCUGCUUACUCUUCGGAAAAAAUGGAAGGAUUGUAAAUUGAGAAUCUUUGCUGGUGGAAAAGUCACUCGCCUUGAAGAGGAAAAGCUAAAAAUGGCUUCUCUUUUGAGUAAAUUCCGAAUAAAAUUUGCUGAUGUUAACAUAAUUGGUGACAUCAAUAUGAAACCCAACAAGGAGAGCUGGAAAUUCUUUGAAGAGAUGAUUGAACCCCAUCGCCUUCAUGAAAGCUGCAAAGAUUUAACAACUGCCGAGAAAUUAAAGAGAGAGGCACCAUGGAAAAUCACUGAUGCAGAACUAGAAGCAUUCAAGGAAAAGAGCUAUCGUCAGGUCCGUUUGAAUGAACUUCUACAGGAACACUCUCGGGCUGCUAAUCUGAUUGUUCUGAGCCUACCAGUUGGAAGAAAAGGAAUUGUAUCUGAUUACCUCUAUAUGGCUUGGUUAGAAAUUCUCUCAAAGAAUCUGCCUCCAGUUUUGCUCAUCCGAGGCAACCACAAAAACGUACUUACAUUUUAUUCUUAGCAAGCACCUCUGGAAA